This is a messenger RNA of Prunus persica (peach), 3081 nucleotides long. RefSeq lists its product as uncharacterized. The record is from RefSeq and is a predicted model, not a curated record. NCBI's taxonomy places the organism in Eukaryota, Viridiplantae, Streptophyta, Magnoliopsida, Rosales, Rosaceae. The transcript has 5 exons. The coding region runs from base 111 to 1889 and encodes 592 amino acids. Gene Ontology annotation, molecular function: chromatin binding.
GCCUCUGAGAAAAAAACACCAAAUAAAAUAGUCUUCCAUAGCUUCCAUCUUCGUCCCAUUUCCAUUAUUGUUCAUCACCCAAAGAGACGAUUAUAACCUGAGGGGAUGAAAUGGGCGAUACCAGUGAGGCAGAGAAUGUCACUGAGCUUGAAGCUAUGUGCAAGGAAGACUCGUCUUGGCAUCCAUGUCAAGUCUCUCUCAGCUCUACCAAAGAUAGCCUAAUUGUAGACUUUGGGGGCCAGGAGUUAGAAGAUAUGGUGUUGAACACGGAUGAAGCCCUUACGCGUCUCCGUUUUCGUUGUGCACCUCUUCAGGGUGAUGACUGCACUCGCAUUGAAGGAGAGCAUGUUCUUGCCAUCAACAAGUCACAGUCUAAGAGCCACUUCUUCGAUGCCAAGGUGGAAAAGGUGCUCAGAGUGAGACACUCAACGAGGGUCUAUUGUAGAUGCACUUUUAUGAUCAAGUGGCUUCACCAAGACCUCAAAGGACAGAUGGUGACUGUACCAUCUAGUUCAAUCAUGAAACUGACAGGCAAAAACAUCAAUGUCCAUCCAACUGUUUCUGCAUUCUUGAAAUCAGUUAAACAAAUGGGUUUAGAUAGUGCAUCUUCCGUUCCAGUCAUGCUUGAGGUUGAGGAUUUUGCUGUUGAAUUGGAUCUUAAUAAAUUUCUGGAAAAGCAAAUUGAAGACAUCACUGUUUCAGCUAAUGAAUUCAGAAAAGCAAUUACAAUAGACAUUUUAGAGGGGGUUAAAGCUGAUAACAAGGGAGAUAUUCGAUGCAAAGUAAGCAUUUCAAAUGCUCAGGUUUCUCAUGACCAGGAUCAAUCAGAAAGUAUUGCUCAGAGUUCUGGUGAGCUGGAAGUAAACAUAGAAGAUGAAGGCCCGCAAGCCCCUUGCUCAUCCAUACAAGAAGAGCAUUCAGACUUCAGGUCCCGUCUUAGUCCUCUUGCUGCUCGUGCAGCUUUGGCUUUGCUAGUAUCGAGUACUCACAAGCAUAUUGCUAUAGGUGGGACUGAGCUAUUCAACUCCCGUGACAGUGACAAUAUGUCUAGUAACACAUUAUCUUCUGAAGCAACCAAAGCCCAUAAGAGUGAAAAUGAGACCUCAGAUGCUAGAAAAACUCUCUCAGCAGCUCAGAAAGGUUUUGAAAAUCAAAACAAUGAUUCUCAUGUGAAAGAUUCUGCUGAAGAGAUUAAGUUAAGGGCCUCAACCAACACAAGAAGGUUGACUCGUUCAGCAGUCCAAGAAGAAAAAGAUAAAUCAACUAUGUCAAUUAAACAAGGGUUGGAAGAGAGCAAGUCAGCUCAUAUUACAGGAUCAAUUUCCUAUGAAGGAAAUGUCACCAUUCAUGAAAGAAAUGUAUUGAAAAAGAAGAAUGAUGCAUCGAAAAAUAAGAAAGCAGUCUCUUCGCCACUUCAUGCAGAGAGUAACAUCCCUAUGGAAGAAAGUAAUGAAAAGCCGAUGCCUGGUGAUGCUGGAGCCAUUCAAGAUAUAAAUGUUCCAAUGAAGACUUGCGCUAAGGACAACAAGUCAACAGUUCCAACCAACAUGAGGAGGUUAACUCGUUCCGCACAUUCUUCUGAGGAGAAUUUAAUAGUACCUGAAAACUAUGGAAUGGAAAAGAAAAGUGGUGGAUCAAGAAAGAAGAAAGUUGUCUCUCCUUCAUCUGACAAGGACAACACUAUGCCUGGCGAAGAAAUAAAUAAAAAGAACAUGUCUGGUGUUGUCACAAGACUUGGAAACAUUCGACAAAGUGAAGGAAAGGUUUCAGGAAGUGGUGGUAAAACACAAGGCCAGAAGAGGAAAUCUACUUCCUGCAGUAGGCAAGAGCUGCGAUUUUCUCCACGAUUAAGGUUUCUCCCUCGGACUCGCUCACAGAACAAGUCUUAAACUAUCUUCCUUCAUCAGAAUUACUCACAGCCAAAGCCUUUUGGGGGACUUAAAAGAGGUAAAAGCACUGCUUGCUUUACAUAUGUUUAACAGAGAGAACUGGGACUAUAAGUGAAACGAAUACAAAGCAUGCUUGUUUGUAUUUGGGAUCAUCUAUGUGAAGUGGACGGAUGGGUGGACAUAGCAAUAGCUUAGGAUGGCUGUUUCAGGCCUUGUUAUAUCUCUUGUCCUUCUUCCUGUUGAAUGAAUCGCAGAUGGAAUAGACAGCAUGGUAGUACUAUAUUUCAGAUAGCAGAAUAGGGACCAUCUCACAUCAUACUAUAUCUGUCUUGUUGGCUCCUCCAUGGUUUAUGGUUUAUUUGUUGUUUCUUCUUGAAAGCAUUAUUUAUAAUGUCAAUUCCAUUGGUCUUUCCAUUUGAGUCCAAUCAACCAUGCUACACCACAGUUGAGACAGUGUGAAUGGUGACCAAAGAUGAGCCAACUCACGAUAGUACAGCACUGGGCUCUGAAUAUUCACAUGAUUGCAAUUUGGUGCAUAAGUGCUUGGUGGGUUAACGUAGAAGCCAAUUUUGAGCCCAUACAUAAGAAGGUAGAUCGCAUAUUGGGCAAUUAUAUGUUUUACCCCAUGGAUAGAACUGAGCCUAUUAGCUUUUGGAAAAUGGUACACAACUAACUGUCCAUAGUGCAAGUUUUAAUGGAGCAAGAAUGAUAUCACGUAAUGUGGAUUCUUAAUCCAAUUAAGUCAUCAUCACAUAUAUUUCUCUGGACAGCUAUGAGUCUCACUUAGUUGAAAAUGUGUUUUAACUGAGCAACCAAUAAGCACAUGAUCUCGAAGAUGCUUAGCUUCAGCAUAAGUGAUUUUCCAUUUGUUUGAUUAGCUCAAGUUGAGGUGUAAAACACUAAAAGUUGUGGCAUAUGAGCUGUGCUCAUGCUGAUGAUGUUUAGUGAAUUUGUCUCUACAUUCAUGUGUAGUCUACCUAUUGAAUUGAAACACUCCUCACACGAAAAGGGCUGAUAACCUUACGAUUAGGAUAUCAAUGACAUAUGCUCGGAAUCCAAUUAUGGAUGUGAGCUGGUAGCAUGCAUGUUUUGAUUCGGUCUUACUUAUUGUCCAGUUUGUUUAAUUGUUGGAGUAUUGUUGUAUAUAUUUUGUAUUUGAACGGAAAUUAGGUAUUUUACUUCUUCAUAUUUA